Messenger RNA from Stegostoma tigrinum, 3889 nucleotides. It is a transcript of the gene fbln1, whose product is annotated as fibulin 1. NCBI's taxonomy places the organism in Eukaryota, Metazoa, Chordata, Chondrichthyes, Orectolobiformes, Stegostomatidae. Gene Ontology annotation, biological process: extracellular matrix organization. Gene Ontology annotation, cellular component: extracellular region. The transcript has 16 exons. Bases 16 to 2127 code for a protein of 703 amino acids. Gene Ontology annotation, molecular function: peptidase activator activity; calcium ion binding. The record is from RefSeq and is a predicted model, not a curated record.
UUGAGAACACUCUUAAUGUUUGUAGCGCGCUGGUGCACUGGGUGUUCCUGCCUGAUGGAUUUCACAGUGCGAAUCUUGAUGAUGUUGCUCAGUCUCUUGUUGUUCAGCCUGCAAGUGACAGUGCAGAGUUCAAUCAAUGCCUGCUGUUCCAAUGGACUCGAAUGGGCAUCUGAGAAAGGAGAUUGUGCUUCUUUGCCCUAUACACUGGAAGAACCAUUUUGCAGAAUAGCACAGGAAGAAUGCUGUUGGGUAAAGCUUGAAGAAAUGCAUUGUUCAGAUGGUAUAAACAUGGCCAGGGAAAACCAAGUAUGUGAGGUACUUGGCACUAACACAGGCAACUGCAACAUGGUAAAGAAAUGCUGUCAGUGUUGCCUUCUUGGUAAAGGAGCUAAAGCUAAUGGACUCAACUGUGAAGCAAAUCCAGCAUUGGGGUACCAGUGUGGACAGGUCUACAGGGCAUGCUGCGUCGGAGAACAAGAAGACAUCAGUCUUCCAGCUACAGGAAAUAACAUAGAAGAACAUUCAAUACCAGAUAUGCACAAUCAGAGUACAGGCAGUUCCCAACCCAGAAAACCAUUACUAGAGUUGGAGGAUCCAUUCCUGAAUGAUCGAUGCAGAGGUGGCGGACCCUGCCAACAGCGGUGCACUGACACUGGUACCAGUGUUGACUGUUCUUGCUUUGAUGGCUACAAGCUGAAGGAUGACAAUGUCACGUGUGAAGAUAUCAAUGAGUGUCUGUCAUUGCUACACCCAUGUCAAGCAGGACAACGCUGCAUCAACACUGCUGGGUCCUAUCAAUGCCUGCGUGAGAUAGGCUGUGGCACAGGCUAUGAACUGACUGAAAACAAUCAGUGCAAGGAUAUCAAUGAAUGUCAGAUUGGAACACAUAACUGUGGAUCCAACUUUAUCUGUCAGAACACACAAGGAUCAUUCCGCUGCCGGCCAAAAAUGCAAUGUGGAACUGGAUUUCUGCAGGAUGCUCUGGGCAACUGUAUUGACAUCAAUGAGUGUACCAACACAAUUCAGCCUUGCCAGGCUGGCUACACCUGUAUCAACAGCAUUGGCUCGUAUAGCUGUAAGCGCAAUGUUGUUAACUGUGGUCGAGGUUAUCGCAUGUCUGCGGAUGGAUCACACUGUGCGGACAUUGAUGAAUGUGUAGGUUUACAAAAUCCUUGUGGUGAAGGGCAUUCCUGCAUCAAUUUUCCUGGCAGUUUUCGCUGUGAUUGCAAGAUUGGAUAUUACUUCAACAGCGUUUCCAGAACAUGUGUUGAUGAAAAUGAAUGCAGGCGUUAUCCAGGACGCCUGUGUGCCCACAAUUGUGAGAACACUCCAGGUUCCUACUACUGCAGCUGCAGCAAAGGCUUUAAACUCUCAGUUGAUGCGAGAAACUGUGAAGAUGUAAAUGAAUGCGAACACAAUCCCUGCAGUCAGGAAUGUGCGAAUGUCUUUGGCUCAUACCAGUGUUACUGCCGCCGUGGUUACCAGCUCAGUGAUACAGAUGGGAUAACAUGUGAAGACAUAGAUGAAUGUGCUUUACCUGCUGGAGGCAACAUUUGCUCUUAUCGCUGUAUCAAUACUCCGGGCAGCUUCCAGUGUGCUUGUCCAGUGGCUGGUUACACACUGGCAUCCAAUGGACGUAACUGCCAAGAUAUCGAUGAAUGUAUCGCAGGGAGGCAUAAUUGCUCUGGCACUGAGACCUGUUUCAAUGUUCAGGGCAGCUUCCGUUGCCUGACCUUUGACUGCCCAGAAAACUAUCAAAAGUCAAGAGAUGUUCGCUGUGAGCGCUUGCCUUGCAAUGAAAAUAAGGAGUGCCAAAGCCUGCCUUUAAGAAUAACCUACUAUUACCUCACUUUCCCCACCAACAUCCAAGUGCCCACCAAUGUCUUCCGUUUUGGGCCCUCUCAUGCUGUUGCUGGAGAUAAUAUUCUCCUUUCCAUCACCCAUGGCAAUGAGGACAACUACUUUAAUACACAAGAACUGAAUAGUCACGGCGGAAUUGUCUUUGUGCAGCAACAAAUAACAGAACCCAGGGAUUUUCUUCUCACCGUUGAGAUGAAGCUCUUGCGUCAUGGAGUCACCAACAUAUUUAUAGCAAAAAUCUACAUUGUUGUCACUGCGCAGGUUUGAUGACUAUUGUCUAGUCAAUAGUCAGAGUAAUAAUUACUAUUAAUACCCCAACUGACCCUAUGAUAUGCUUACUGGCAAAAACUGAAAUCUGCUCUUUCUUAUAUUUUCUAGAUAUUUGCUAAUAACUCAGCGCCCAGGUGUUUUUUCUAUUGUUUGAAAGUUUAACUUUCAUAAUGCAUUGCUGUCCUCUCCUUUAGUGCAUGCUCAGCAGUUUACUUAUAAAUCUCACUGCAUGACUUUAAUCUCCUCAUAUACAUAAAGUGGAUGUAAAAUUAAAAGAAGUGUGAGACUAGAAUAUUACUCUUGUAGUGACCCACUUAAGGCAUUGUCAUUUGUACAACAUGAAGUCUUCCUGUGAUCCAUGGAGUAAACCCUUGUGUGAAUUAUUGUCUUUUGGAUAUUUUUCAGAAAUCAUAAUUACAUAAGUAUAAAUGCUAAAAGAAAUUUUGCUUUUUCCAGAUUAAACAAAAUAUUUCUAUCUCUUAGAGGAGAUUAACAAUGAUACGUAUAUCGUUGAGAAAGGGUUAUAUCAUCAAAACAGUUGUUGUAAGUGGAGUAGAUUUCCCCCUGAUUUUUCUGAUGUAUCCAUACAUGUAUUGAAAUGAUCAUUUUGAUAUUCCCAUUCAAAACAAUUGGAAUAACAGAUUGCUCCUUUGCACCGAGUAAAACUUUGAGGGUGACUCCGAAUGAGCAUUUCUGCUGCACUUCUGCUGUAUUUUGGCAAAAUGAAGAGCCUAGGAAAUGCUGGAAAAAUGAUAUAAGUCAUUUUCUGAGUUUUCUGAAUCGCAUAGUCACAGGUAUGAUGGGAAAGCAGGAAAACUGCAGAAAUUCAUACUUUUUGAUUUUGCACGAGUGGAUUAGUGUUAAGUGCAUUCCAAAGUUAUUUUCUAAACAGCAAAGUUUAAAAUAGAUUCACAAGAAGCUUAUUAUCAUUAUUACACAUUUUCAGGUUUAAGAAUUUAUUCUCCACCACCUUGACACCACAACCACAGAGCCCGUCAUAAUCCAAUCAUGAUUAUCAUUAACAAGUAGAAUAUUGAAAGCAGAAUUAUAAUGCUACAUAAUGUCACAAAACUGCUGUUAAAGUUAAUGACCCAAGCAAGUCUAUCCCUUUCUUAUUUUAUGUUGCGCAAUUUUAAUGAGUUGGAAAAGUUGCUGGAAUUCAUUACACUGAGGCAUGUGUCAUUGUGCUAAGUAAGCUUUUCAAGAUUACACUGUUUGAUAAAAUUCAUUCUGUUUUGUUUUGAAACAAGGAAUGUUUUUGAGUGAAACAGAUGCCUACGCAAAAUUAUGACUAAUUUGAUCCAAAUUAGAUAUGCAAAUGUUAGUUUUACUUAAGUGUUGUCAGUUUUUAAUUGCAGAAGGCAUUUAAUGGCACAAUCCAGUAAUUUUUAACAAGUCUGUAAUGAUAUUACCUGAUAAAAUGUCAAUAUGAAGCAAGGAUGAACACAUUUAUACAAAAUAAUCAUUCUGUUGACAAUAGUUAGCAAUUAUUUUUCUAUCUGGGGCUUACAGAUACCAAACUUUUGAGAGCCAUUUGAUACCACUCUAUCAUUCCCGAGUGUUUAUCUUCCUAGCACUCUGGCUGAUGUGCCAUUUGAUUUUAAGACUAAUCCCAUGGAGGCACUUUUCACAGGCUAAUUCUAUACCAAAUACAGUUAAUUGCCAGUUAAUGCUGAAUGGAGGAUUUUUGUACUGUAUGAUUUAUGUACUACUUUCCCAUCAUUGCAGAUUGUUAAAUAAAUGUUUCAUUUUCUCUGAA